ACCCGGAUGGAUGACUUCACCGUUCCGCCCGGGUUCCCUUUAUGAUCGCGGGAUCUCCCACAUCCCACGGCAGACGCACACACACUCACGCAGCGCGCGCACAGAGCGCUCCUGAUCCCGCUCCUCUGCACACAGCCGCUUAUAGAAGCACAUCGAGCAGCAGCAGAACCUCACUCACACACUCACUCUCAAUCUCUCUCUCUCUCUUACUCUCUCUCUCUAACCGGAGGAUAAGUGCGCGUGUCCGCGCCGGGAUCGCCGUCAGUAGCAGCAGCCGCUCGCGACAACAUGUCUGAGGUCCUGCCGUACAGCGAGGGGAAGAUGAGCGGUUACGGAGGGGACAACGACGUGAGCCAGAUGUCCUUCAGCUGCGGGCUGCAGGACACCAGCGCGUUCUUCGGCGCGGGGCAAGCAAAGAGACCCCCCAAACUCGGGCAGAUAGGCAGAGCCAAGAGAGUGGUCAUCGAGGACGACCGGAUAGACGAGGUGCUGAAGGGGAUGACGGACAAGUCGUCUCCGGGCGUGUAAAGCGCGAACGAUGCCUUUUUUGCAGACAUUGAAUCAAAUCUUUUUUACCACCGAUUCGAAGCACUUUGUCGGCUGUGCAUGAAGGAGGACGGUGAGGAGCUGGAAGAGGCUACGAUGCACGGACAAAGGCGGCAAGAGGGGAGGAAAGAAAGGGGGAGGUGGUGGUGGAGGAGGAGGAGGGGGAGACUUGGAGAGGACGACGUUGAUUUGAGGAGGCUUUGCUGGCGACAAGAAGCCGAUUGAAAGCGUCUCUGCGCUGUUUGAAAGCUGUUGAAGCGGCCGGGUUGUGUGAACGGCUCCGUCCUGCAGCCUCUGCCUUUGUUUUACAGAUGGAUGGACCUGCCAUUACUUCACAAACCAUCUUCUUCCAACAAAAAAAGCAUCGACUUUAAACCGGAGGACGAAGCACAUUACGAGCUUUAUUAUAAUGUAGUUGUACAGAAUCUCAAAGAAAACAGAAAGACCUUGUCUUUAUCCUGUAGCUACUACACGCUUCUAAACGAGCUGAUGGAGCUCCAACUCAAAACGUAGAAUCCAUUCCAGCUGCUGCUAGAGCUCUUUUCUAUAAACCCCUCAGACCAAGGCUUCUGAAAACCCUGCGAGUUCAUACGACUCGGUGUUCGCAGGUCAACGCGAGGAUGGUGCAAUGUUAAUAGAUAUAUACUCGUUCUUUUCGUCUUUUAGCCUGGUUUGACCGGAGAGGUGUAGGAACGUGUACAGCCUUCGCAGCUCAUUCGUGUUGACAGUAGUCUGUAGGUUUGCCUAGUGUUACCGCGCACUUUUGCGCAUCAAGGAUCCGCAGACCCUGCGCAGUCAACUCACAUAAUCAAUAUUUAUUACAAGGCUCAAUUUAAAGAGUAACUUGGCCUGAUGUAAUUAAUCCACUGCAGAUGCAAACAUGUCGAAGCCAUUUGAUUUUAUCUUUUGGAAAGAUAAAGAAUAUGAUUUUGUCCUACUGUUUUGAGUUCUGUUUCUCCAUCUCUUUGCAUGAACUUUUACUCCGGUUCCAACACAGGUGCCUCCAUGACCCUUAUACCCUGGCACGGUUCUUUUUAAAAUAAAUAAAUAAAAAAAGUCAUAUUUGUAUUUUUGUAUCUAAAUAUUUGUUAUUUCAAAUAUAUGCUAGUAUAUCGUCUUACGAUUCAUCAACUACAGUGUUUGUAUCGAGGGAAGGUUUUUCAGAAUGGGAUGAGAGAACUCCUCUGAUAUCAGGCGUGGGGAUAUGUUUUUCCUUUCUUUCUUUCUUUCUUUCUUUCUUUCUUUCUUUCUUUCUUUCUUUCUUUCUUUAAAGGGACUUACUGAAUGUGCUUCGGAUUUUUUUGCACACAUCAAUGUUAUACUACUAUUUACUGAGAAAUCGUAUACUGUGACUUGAGCUUCGUUGAUGAAUUUGUUAGAAAAAAAAACAGCGAUUUUAGACUCUACUGCACUGUUUACGAGUAUCCUCAAAUAACAUGUUGUUAUUUGAUGAGUUCUGAACAUUAUUGCUAUGUUUUUUUUCUUUUUUUGUUAUUUUGUACCAUUCUUUUAAAGAAAUUGAAUAUGGUUUGUUGUGCAUGAAACCUUAAUAUUUUUCAACAAUCAAGCAUCGUUUUAUGAAGCAAAAAAUGUAAUGACAUUCUGAGAAUGAUUCAUUGUAUAUUAUGAUGCCAUUUUCACUGUACUUGGUGAAUUAAUAAAUGGUGGGAAAAUACAAUAAA
Molecule: messenger RNA, 2228 nt
Organism: Pygocentrus nattereri (red-bellied piranha)
Lineage: Eukaryota; Metazoa; Chordata; Actinopteri; Characiformes; Serrasalmidae
Gene: camk2n1a
Product: calcium/calmodulin-dependent protein kinase II inhibitor 1a
Exons: 2
Coding region: 289-528 (79 amino acids)
Biological process (GO): negative regulation of protein kinase activity
Molecular function (GO): protein kinase binding; calcium-dependent protein kinase inhibitor activity
Source: RefSeq, a predicted model, not a curated record